AUGUUUCCGGGCAACAUAUUGCCCUCGCUAUCGUAUACGCCUGAAAAUUGGGUCGACAAUAACUUGAAAAACUUGGACGACAACGGAACUAUUGACGUUACAAACAGAUCGCUGGGCCGCCUUUACAUUGGAUCCUGCGAGGUCAAAUAUAAACCAGAGGAUGUGGUCUUACAAAGCUUAACCAUUCUCUUCGAUGCUGUAGUCGCUCCUGCAAAACAGAUAUCCGUUUCAGUACAAAUGUUCGGCUUCCUAGUCAACAGCAGUGUCGCCAUGUACUCAGUCCAAGGUUGUAGUCCACGAUUAGACGCGUUCAGCAAUAUUUUCACGAGAAUUCGGGUGGACCACAAACAGUCAAUGGAGGAAAAACUAGGGCUUUCAAAGCAGAAUUUUAACUUGAACGACAACCAGAACGAUGUCAAUGAUGAAUGGCACCAAGUCGUCAGAAUAUUUUUCCUUGGCAUUCCCAUCCUCGAUCGCCGUGACAACUCCCGCCAAAGACAAUACAAGAUUGAAGUCGAUCGGGAGGUUUACACCACAAUCGACGUCUUAUCCGACUCUGCAGCAGAUAGCCCUCUAGGUUGUGGUACUAGAGUAUGGAAGGUGAAGGACUCGAGCGGAAGAACACGUAUCCUGAAGGAUGUUUGGCUGAAAUUGAAUGGCCAGGAGGGGCACAGAAUUCACCAAGCCAUUUUAGCAGAUACGAAGGCCCUCAACGUAGAGGAGAAUGACGAUUUUGACGACCAACUCAGCCAGCGUGUGCUCCGACCCAUGGCGUAUUGCAGAGUUCGAAUAGGCAACGAAGAAGAUUCCACUAAUACUGUCAUGGGAGGUGGCUACGAUUUGGAUAACACCAUAAUCAUGGUCGAACCCGUUACCUUCCAACAGCUGUUUUCUGUAGAGCCUAGAGGACGCAUGAUCAACAUUCUGCUUCACAAUCAGGCUCCGCUGUUGAAUUGCGCGACAACGAUCUACGACGAACGAAGUUUGGAUAACACCCCAGGCUUCCGUGCAGUAGUCGAUGUUAUCAAAGGCUGGAUGGGUGCAUCGUGA
Messenger RNA from Lentinula edodes (shiitake mushroom), 1050 nucleotides. RefSeq lists its product as uncharacterized. Bases 1 to 1050 code for a protein of 349 amino acids. The record is from RefSeq and is a predicted model, not a curated record. The transcript has 6 exons. NCBI's taxonomy places the organism in Eukaryota, Fungi, Basidiomycota, Agaricomycetes, Agaricales, Omphalotaceae.